Messenger RNA from Selaginella moellendorffii, 1235 nucleotides. RefSeq names its product eukaryotic translation initiation factor 3 subunit H. Gene Ontology annotation, cellular component: eukaryotic 43S preinitiation complex; cytosol; cytoplasm. The record is from RefSeq and is a predicted model, not a curated record. The coding region runs from base 42 to 1070 and encodes 342 amino acids. The transcript is spliced from 12 exons. Gene Ontology annotation, molecular function: protein binding; metallopeptidase activity; translation initiation factor activity. NCBI's taxonomy places the organism in Eukaryota, Viridiplantae, Streptophyta, Lycopodiopsida, Selaginellales, Selaginellaceae.
CUGUGCCCAAAGCCCUAAUCGCGCGAGGGCGGAGGAGCGCAAUGUCUGAGGCGCCAGCACCUCUGGUGCGGUCCUUUGCGCAGAUCGCCAGUCAAGAGGAGGUCACAAGCCCUUUGCGCGCUGUCCAAAUCGAUGGCCUUGUGGUGCUCAAGAUCAUCAAGCAUUGCAAGGAAUGUAUGCCGGCGCUCGUGACUGGACAGCUCCUGGGACUGGAUAUUGGAACCACGCUCGAGAUUACAAAUUGUUUUCCAUUCCCGAGCAGAGGUGGAGAAGAGGACGAAGAGCUUGAAUCGGAUGGAGCGAACUAUCAGCUCGAGAUGAUGAGAUGCUUGCGAGAAGUCAAUGUUGACAACAAUACCGUUGGAUGGUACCAGUCGACAUACAUGGGUUCUUUCCAAACUGUGGAGCUAAUAGAGACCUUUCUAAACUAUCAGGAAAACAUAAAACGCUGCGUUUGUAUCAUUUAUGAUCCCCUUAGGUCCAGUCAAGGUGUCCUCGCACUCAAGGCUCUAAGGCUCACCGAUUCAUUCAUGGAGCUUUAUCGCUCCAAUAACUUCAAUGGCGAAAAGCUUCGAGAGAAGAACGUCACCUGGCAAGAUAUCUUUGAAGAAAUUCCUGUCAGAAUAUCAAACUCUGCUCUUGUGAGCGCUCUAAUGACAGAGCUAGAAACCGAUUCACCGGCUACUCAGUGUGACUUUGAUCGACUCGUGCUUUCGACCAAUCCAUUUAUGGAAAAGAACUUAGAGUUCCUCAUAGAGUGCAUGGACGAUCUUUCAAUGGAGCAGCAAAAGUUCCAAUUCUACUAUCGCAAUCUGGCAAGGCAGCAAACACAGCAGCAGGCUUGGCUCCAGAAACGAAGGGCCGAGAACAUGGCGAGAAGACAAGCAGGCGAGGAUCCUCUCCCGGAAGACGAUCCAAACAAUGCGGUCUUCAAGCUGAUUCCAGAGCCGUCUCGUCUCGAUAGCUAUCUCAUCACGAACCAGAUCGCAAACUACUGCAGCCAGAUCAAUGGGUUUGCUGGACAGAGCUUUAGCAAAAUCUAUCUCAUGGAUGCUGUCCACGAAGACUAGCUGCUAGCAAGCAAUUUUGGCGGGGUUUUGGACAUGUAUUGCUACAAAUCAGGCUAUUUUUUUUUUUCUAUGCCAGGUGGCGCAACGAGAAAGUGCCAAAUGUCGCAAUUAAAAGGUCUAUGCCAGGUGGCGCAAUUAAAAAGCGCCAAUUGUCCUCUUGUUUUC